Molecule: messenger RNA, 2839 nt
Organism: Papaver somniferum (opium poppy)
Lineage: Eukaryota; Viridiplantae; Streptophyta; Magnoliopsida; Ranunculales; Papaveraceae
Product: F-box/kelch-repeat protein At3g23880-like
Exons: 3
Coding region: 460-1638 (392 amino acids)
Source: RefSeq, a predicted model, not a curated record
GUGCCCUCGUGAUUUCAAUAUCUCAUCCCGUAACGUAUUGUGUCCGAUGUCCAGUGUGGCUCAAAAACUUCCAGUUGAAAUCUCAAGUGAAAUUCCCUCUAUUUCUAUUCCUAUUUUGAAAAGCGAAAACCCUAAUUACUUCCCUGCAAGAAGAUGGCAGAAGCAGAACCAGCAACUAGGUUAAUGUCAAGUCUCCCGGAAGAGAUGCAAGCAGAAAUCUUUUUGAAGUUACCAGUGAAAUCAAUAUUAACAUGUAAGUGUGUAUGCAAACCCUGGCUUAAUCUAAUUUCUAGCCCUAGAUUUAUAUCAUCUUAAUCUCAGUAUAGGAACAAUCAUAAGAUAACGUUUACUGAUACGGAGUCGAAUGCUUUUAAGCCUUUGAUAUACUCAAUAGAUUAUGCUUCAAUUACAUCAACACCAGAUUUAUCAUGUGAUUAUAUAGGCAAUGAAGCUGUUCUCAUGGAUUACCCAUUUGAAUACAAGAAAGGUAUGACAAUUAGUAUUUUGGGUGCUUGUAAUGGUCUCAUUUGCUUUGGUAUUGUAAUUGAUACAAAGACUAGCAUUUGUAUUUGGAACCCAACAACUAGAGAAUACAGGAAAAUUCACCAUUCUAAUUUUCACAACGACCCCAAGGUUUACUGUGACUCUGGGUUUGGUUACGAUAGCAAAACUGGAGAUUACAAGAUGGUGACUAUUGCGGAUUCUAAAAGGUCAGGUUACUGUGAAGUUGAAGUAUAUACAUUUGGAUUGCAUUUGUCAAAAACUAUUCUUACCUUUCCUCACAAGUAUCCGAUUCACGCACCUCGUGUUGUUUUUCUCAAUGGAGCUCUUCAUUGGAUAAGCAGCAGUACGUCCAAGCAGGAUAUCUACCAUGGUAUAUUAACUUUUGAUAUCAGUAAUGAGAAACUCAUGGAUGUGCCGUUGCCAGAAAAAUGUAUAUUACAUCCAGAAGAUAGCAAGACGGAAUUGCAUAAGACGAUUGGAGUAUUGGGAGACUGCCUUAGUUUAGUUUUAGUCGACGUUAAGACGGUGGAAAUAUGGGUAAUGCAGGAUUAUGGAGUGAGAGAAUCUUGGACUAAACUAUUCACCACUACUCAAGAACCAAUCAUCCAUUAUCCUUUUUGGAUGCCGAUACUGUCACUUAAAACUGGUGACAUUCUGAUGCAUAGUUAUGACGGUUUUGUUUUAUGUGACCCAAAGAAUGGAAGAGUAGGAAAGGUGAGCAGUUUUUUCCAAGAAAACAAGCGUAUUGUUCGUGUUCUUACUAUGAUCACAGCUCAUCCUGAGAGUUACGUCGAGAGCCUGGUUUCGCUUAACUCGGGUACUUAUGUGAAGAAGCCCAGACGACAAAAGUCGAGAACUGUUUCAGGGGACUGCAACGGUCUGCGAGGAGGAGCGGGAGUCCAUCUGAAAUUACCAGUGAAAUCAUUGUUAACAUGUAAGUGUUUAUGCAGAAUAAGAACAAUCAUAAGCUCGUGUUUGCUGAUAGCGAGUCAGAUACUGAGACUAGCAUUUGUAUUUGGAACCCAGCAACUAAAUACAAAGAAAUACAACAUUGUGAUUUUCAUAUCAAUCCCAAGCAUUCUUCUAGAGCCGGGUUUGGUUAUGAUAGCAAAACUGGAGAUUACAAGAUGGUAAGAAUUGUGAAUUAUCAAAAAUCUGAUUGCUGUAAAGUUGAAGUAUAUACAUUUGGAUCGCAUUCGUCAAAAACUGUUCAUACCUUUCAUUACAAGUAUCCAAGUUAUGUAGCAUAUCGCGGUGUUUUUCUCAAUGGAGCACUUCAUUGGAUCAACAAUCUGUGGAAGCAAGAUAAUCCCAAUAAUAUAGUCUCUUUUGAUAUUAGUAAUGAGAAACUCAUGGAUGUGCCAUUGCCAGAAAAAAGUAUAAUACAUCCGGAAGUUAGCAGCCCGAGAUUGUUUAUGAAGGUGGGAAUAUUGGGGGAUUUCCUUAGUUUAGUUUUAAUCGACAUGAAGUUGGCUCGAGCUGAAGUUUGGGUAAUGCAGGAUUGUGGAGUGAGAGAAUCUUGGACAAAACUAUUCACCACUAUUCAAAAACCAAUCACCAGUUAUCUCUGUUUGCCGGUGGUGUCACUUAAAAAUGGUGAGAUUCUGAUGUAUACCCAUCAAGGUUUUGUUUUAUGCAACCCAAAGAAUGAUCGAGUUGGAAAGGUGGGCAGGUUUUUCCAAAAAAACAAAAUUCAAGUCCUUAUUGAUGCUAUGGUGGUGACUCAUCCUGAGAGUUAUGUCGAGAGCCUGGUUUCGCUCAAGUAGGGUACUUAUGUGAAGAAGCCUAAGGGACAAAAAUUGAGGUAAAUCAUCCCGUGCUGUACACUCUCCAAUCUUUUUACCAUAUUUAUUAGAGCCUUGCAGUUCAGUCAAAAGAAAGUUAAGGCGAACAGAGAAGAGGUAAUAGGUAUCUUAUGGUUUUUUGUUGUUUUCAUCUUUAAAUUUUGAGCAUCUUUUUGUUACACAUAUACUGGGAAAUGGGAUUAAGUCUCUACUUUUCUCAGCAGACAGAUAUUUGUUUAAUGCAACAUAACAGAUAUGCUUGAUUUUCAUAUUGCAAACCCUAUGCUUGUAGCUUUUACCAUCGUGAAGUAGCGGUUUCUGUUCAUUUUAAGAAUUCAAUGAAUAUUUAUGCUGGUAGAUUCCAUGGAAAUUAGUUGCUUUCUGAUUCUCACUGUGUUAAUUAUAAACAAAAAGUAGUUGUUUCGUCCUAUGCAUAUAACAGUAUAAGUGUUUUUGUUUUUUUUUUGCAUUUAGUACUUUAUCCUGGUUAAAUUUGAGAAACCAUUUCUUCCUAUGUUUGCUCAAAUCUGCAUUUUAAAUUGCAAUUUCCG